AGCAGAAGAGAGAAGCCCUAUCUACAGCAUGAGGGAAGCUGCGCUGAUCAGAGAUGCUGUGCACCUCGAUCGGACGUCUGCAUCCGGCACGAUGUCCAAGCAUCUGCAUCAGCAUCCGCAUCUUCAGCAUUGCCUCUUCCUCGCAUUCUUCCGUCCACGUCGAAGAGCCGACGUCUGCGCACGACGUUUUCGACGGCGCAACUCAGGGAGUUGGAGCGAGUGUUCGAUCUAACGCACUACCCUGAUAUUAACAUGCGAGAACAGCUAGCAGCUACGACAGCACUACCUGAGACCCGCGUGCAGAUCUGGUUCCAGAACCGACGGGCCAAGUGGCGGAAGCAUGAGAGGCUGGGUAACUUCGGAGGACUUCAGGAUCUGACGGACGCGUGCGACGCCAUACUUCCUGCUCCGAAGUCUCGAUCCAUCAAACCAAGCUCAUCGGCGGGGAAGGUACACCUGGAUGAAGAUGUGGGUAAUGAAAAGGCGCCCCGUCCCACCAGAAAGAGUUCCGUCAACGCCCCUCGUUCCUCUUACAGUGGCAGCACUCGAGUCUCCGCCAACCCAAUGACCAGAUAUCCACUCCUCUCUUAUCCGUAUUUCCUACCGCUAGAUGCCGCCACUUACCUAGGCGAGCGACGCGAAGAUUCGGCGGAGGCGGAGACGACCGAAGGCGAGUCACGACAAUCAUCGAGCAUCGCCAACUUGCGCAUGCGCGCGCGAGAACACCAGACGGCUAUCGAGAUGCAGUAUUUGUACCGCUAGGGGGCGUGAGCGGAAACUUUUUCCAUCCGCAUGCGGGUCUAUUAUGUCAUCGUAUGCACUUGCGUCUCGUCUUGUUGCUAUGGUGUACUAUGGCUAUAGUAUGAGUUUCAACAGUUAUCGUCCACUUUUAUUAUGCGUGUGCGUGCGUACGGACCUGUGCUUGUACGAGCGACAAUGCGUGAACGCGCGCACGUGCACACAGGUGCGUAUGUGUACGCUCGAGUGCAUGUAUAUCCGUGAGUGUACGCGCGUAUGUGUACAGCGCUUAUGUGUGCAAGAAAUGCGUCGGGUGAGAGGGUCUAUAAUUUCAUCGUAAGCUUAUUCAUUUUAUAUAAUAUUAAACGAAAUACACCGAGGGCCUAUAAUUCUGUCGUAUGGUUAUUCACUUUAUAUAAUAUACAAGCGAACAGGGGGAUGCUUAUUUACAUUAGCAGCCUCACUGUAGAGAGUUGAUAAUUCUACCACCUAUACCCAUGACAUCAGGCGCGCCUCUCUUGCCCCCUGUAUCUGCGCCAUAUCAUCAUCCAUAAACGUAUAUAACACAGGAAUUGUGUUCUAUAUCGACAGUACCGCAGAGCGCUGCCGAAAUAAGUAGACGAUCCGGUUUACAUUUACGUCAACACGUAGGCAAUGUUAUGCGAACGCCAUAUUUACAUGAUCGGGAUGAUGCGACCCGAUCCGCCAGAUGGCGUGUUGACAGACGAUAGUUUAUCGAGAGAGCACUCGGUAAGGACCGUUCUCGCGCAUAUAGAGGCCUUUAUAGGUUAUAUGCCUAUAUAUUAUGUUACUCGGCGAGUCACGUGAGCGACUCGCUCGGCGUCGGUAGUCGGCGAGAUAAAGUGACGGUGUCAUGGCGACCAGCUUACACGUCCUGGCAGGGCAUUCUGGGAAGUAUAGCCGCCAGGAUGCGGUCGCGUGAUUCAAAUGAGUGGAGUUGGUAUGUUAGGAAUUAUCGCUAUUUAUAUAUACAAUAUAUAUUAUAUUAAGA
Priapulus caudatus is the source of this 1750-nucleotide messenger RNA. RefSeq names its product ALX homeobox protein 1-like. NCBI's taxonomy places the organism in Eukaryota, Metazoa, Priapulida, Priapulimorpha, Priapulimorphida, Priapulidae. The annotation marks the transcript as partial. Gene Ontology annotation, molecular function: RNA polymerase II transcription regulatory region sequence-specific DNA binding; DNA-binding transcription factor activity, RNA polymerase II-specific. Gene Ontology annotation, biological process: regulation of transcription by RNA polymerase II. The record is from RefSeq and is a predicted model, not a curated record. The transcript is spliced from 3 exons.